Endocarpon pusillum Z07020 is the source of this 720-nucleotide messenger RNA. RefSeq lists its product as uncharacterized. Gene Ontology annotation, molecular function: nucleic acid binding; zinc ion binding. Gene Ontology annotation, cellular component: catalytic step 2 spliceosome; U2 snRNP; U2-type prespliceosome. The record is from RefSeq and is a predicted model, not a curated record. The coding region runs from base 1 to 720 and encodes 239 amino acids. Gene Ontology annotation, biological process: spliceosomal complex assembly. Lineage: Eukaryota; Fungi; Ascomycota; Eurotiomycetes; Verrucariales; Verrucariaceae. The transcript has a single exon.
AUGGACUAUCAAAACCGCGCGGGCUCCAAAUUCGGCGGUGGCGGUGUCGCCUCCCAAAGCGCUACCAACGCGGACCGCCGCGAACGACUGCGCAAACUCGCCCUCGAAACCAUCGACUUAGAUAAAGACCCCUACUUCUUCAAGAACCACGUCGGCUCCUUCGAAUGCAGGCUGUGUCUCACCGUUCACCAAAAUGACGGCUCCUACCUUGCGCACACCCAGGGCCGAAAACAUCAAACCAACCUCGCCAGGCGCGCGGCCAGGGAGCAGAAGGAGGCCAAGGAUGGAGCGGCAGCGCUCGGGGGAAUGACGAUGGGCGGUGUGGCGGUCAGGAAGAACGUGGUUAAGAUCGGGCGGCCGGGGUACAAGAUCACCAAGACGAGGGAUCCGUUUACGAGACAGCAUGGACUUUUGUUUCAGCUUCAAUACCCCGAGAUCUCGCCCGGUGUGGAGCCGCGAGUAAGAUUCAUGAGCGCUUACGAGCAGAAGGUUGAUGAUCCCCCGGAUAAGAAUUUCCAGUACCUCCUCAUCGCAGCCGAGCCGUAUGAGACUUGUGGGUUUAAGUUGCAGGCUAGGGAGGUGGAUCGACGCGAGGAUAAGUUCUGGACUUGGUGGGAUAAUGAUAGUAGGGAGUUUUGGUGUCAGGUUAUGUUUAAGACGGAGCGGGAUGAGAGGUACUCGAAUGUGCCGGGGCUGGCUCCGAGUGCAUCGAGGAGGUGA